AUGAGUCGAGGCUACGCGGAUCUGGUCGUUCCGCGGAGGACGAAGGCGCCCGCCUUCGCCCUACAGAGCGACGGUGGGCGCGUGAAGCGCGCCAACAGGGUCUGGUUCGACAGAGAGCGCGCCAAAACAGAAAAUGACCUGCGCCGCCAGUUUCCGCUCCACUACUACAUUUCCUCUUACGACUUGUCGGCUUUUCUUGCCGCGCUCAAGCAGGGAGAGGACCUCGCGCAGCGCGACCCAGCAGGGCGAACACCGCUCGACCUCGCGGUACAGAUGGCCGUGGAGCUCAUCGAAGCGUCGCUGUGCACGUCGUUCCCUGUGGAUAGCGUGGAGGCUUGUCCAACCGCGACGCUGCAGCCACGGAGGGGUGCCGCAGCCGAGGCUCCGGCGGAGACCUUCGUCAAUCCCUUCCGCGUGAAAUUCAAAGACGCCAACUCAAACAUGUACGUUCAGCCGAACAUGAUGCGCUACCGUGCUGCCGGCGUCGACGUCUACAAGCAGCCUCAAGAGCCUCCCUUUCUGCUGCCGCCAGACGGGCGCGAUGGCGCUGAACGCGCCUACACAGGUGCCAGGUGCCCCGCGUCCGAGAUGACUGUCAGUGGAGGCGACACCGAAGACCCCCUGCGGCCCCAGGAGCAGGCGCGUCGUGCACGGGGCCCCUCGUUCCCGCUUCCGCGUGGAGACGUGAGCCGGUACUACGCGGCGGCGCACAACGUUCGGCCGCAGCAGUUCGCGUACGCGUACGAUGCACAGGGCAAGCCUUCGCCGUGGUCGCGGCUGCAGCGAGAGCAAGUCCAAUUGGAGCAGGAGCACCUGCAGCGCGAAUUUCUGGUGGUUGUCGAGGAGUUCCUGGAUCACCCUCCCACCAAGGCUGCGAUGGCGCAGAUGCGCGAGCUCGUUCGCCGCCUCAACCUCCUCCUGACAGUUGUGAAGAAGUUUGACCGCUGCCUGCCGCUCAAACGCGAAGCGGCCGAAAAGGCCAAGACGUACAUUGGCACCGUGCUCACCUACCCUUACCUCUACACUGCCGCGAUGCACCAAGCUUUCAAACGCUAUCCGCGAACGCCCGCCGGGCAGCCGUGGGAUACUCUGAAUCCAGCAGACAGUCGUCGCUUGGUGUUGAUUAUUCUGUCUCUGAAAAUGCGCGGCCACGAGUUGUUCUCGUUCUUAGGCACGAUUUGCCGCCAGUUCAGCGCACUCGUGGAUCAGCUAGGUAUUUUCGAUGAUCGGAUGGGAGCCACUGGGCACUGGUGGAAACUCGGCAGCGAGUGCAGCCAGUUCUACCUGCACAUGGCGUUCACGCUAGAUCAGGUCUCGCUGUUCCAGCGCUUCGUCACGCAACAGCAGCUUUUCGAGAGACAAGACUUGUUCAAGUGGGAAGACCUUCUGUACACCCUCAUGCAGCACCGAGAUCGAUUCAGGCCUUACUUUGCGGCCUUGCUGGCGAGACGACUCAAGGCUCGAGUGCAAAAGCGGCUCGCGGACUCUGCUGAUCAGCAGGACUACUUGCCAGAAACGGUCAAGUAUCCUUGUGAAGAGCGCUACUUCACGCGCCAGCUCCUCGGCGAGUAUUCUGAGAUCUUUGGAGAGUCCGAAGCUGAAGAAUUCAACAGCAUGUUGCGCCACUGGCGAUAUGGCGCGGCUCGGCAGGCUCCUGGCUCUGAGGACGACAGUCUUCUUCCACCUCCGGUGCCGUCUCUCUCUGGGCCCCCUGCAGCGGAUUUCUGGUCGGUUCGAGGCUGA
Besnoitia besnoiti is the source of this 1743-nucleotide messenger RNA. RefSeq lists its product as uncharacterized. NCBI's taxonomy places the organism in Eukaryota, Apicomplexa, Conoidasida, Eucoccidiorida, Sarcocystidae. The coding region runs from base 1 to 1743 and encodes 580 amino acids. The record is from RefSeq and is a predicted model, not a curated record. The transcript has 6 exons.